This is a messenger RNA of Nymphaea colorata (pocket water lily), 5584 nucleotides long. RefSeq names its product ENHANCER OF AG-4 protein 2-like. Gene Ontology annotation, molecular function: double-stranded DNA binding; transcription coregulator activity. Bases 385 to 4968 code for a protein of 1527 amino acids. The transcript is spliced from 12 exons. The record is from RefSeq and is a predicted model, not a curated record. Gene Ontology annotation, biological process: regulation of transcription by RNA polymerase II. NCBI's taxonomy places the organism in Eukaryota, Viridiplantae, Streptophyta, Magnoliopsida, Nymphaeales, Nymphaeaceae. Gene Ontology annotation, cellular component: nucleus.
AGUCAGAGAGAGAGAGAGAGCCGCCCACGCGGCGUAUAUGGUAAGGAGGUUCAUCGGCGAGGGUUUGUUGUCACCGCCCCCUUCAUCUCUCUCCUUCCUCUGCCGAUCAGACCGUUCUCUCCUUCUCUCUCUCUUCCCUCUCAUGCAUUUGCUUCUUCCCAACCCUAACCCUAACCCCUACCUGAACUCCAAUUCCACUGCGCAACGACCCUCCUGUUUCCCCACAACCACCAACGCUACUUCCUCUUCACUUGGGUCGCGCACAGGGAUGGGCAUGGUGUUCUUCUCCUGCUUCAGCAGAAGGGCAGUGGCGUUCCGUGCUUCGCCGUCCCCGCCCGCCAAUUCGCCCUUCCCGUGACACAUCUGAAGUGCCCUCCUGCUGCAAUGGCGCCCGGCCGCAGAAGGGGAGCGGGCAAGGGGUCUACCGCCGCUGCUGCCCGGCACCAGUGGAAGCCGGGUGAUCUCGUCCUGGCGAAAGUUAAGGGCUAUCCUGCCUGGCCUGCUACGGUAAGUGAACCACAAAAAUGGGGCUAUUCUCGUGACUGGAAGAAAGUGCUAGUCUACUUCUUUGGAACAUAUCAAAUUGCAUUCUGCAAUCCUUCUGAUGUUGAACCAUUCACAGAAGACAAAAAGAGCUCCUUGCUAAUAAAAUGUCAAGGAAAGGGUGCAGAUUUUGUUCGUGCAGUUGAUGAGAUCAUUGAAAUGGCAGAAAAAAUGAAAGAAAGUCGUGCAGAUGAAGUUGAGUCGGGUAAUGAUGGUGUAGUAUCAGAUGUUGGUGUUUCACAAGUGGCGACUUCAUGUGCUGAUAAUAGUGAUGUAAAGGCAAACCCCUGUUUAAAGUUGCCUUCUCUCUCAGAAGCCCAAUCAGAUAUUUUUAUGGAAAUUGAUUCAUAUGCUUCUGCAGAGGCUUCAGAACCCAGAAUAGGACCGGCUGAACUGCUAGAUACAUGUCUUGUCUCUGGGGAGCACAUUUUGAAUGAUGGGGGCCCCAAUCAAACUGAGCAGCUUCCUUUUCUUGCUGGCAAGUUUUCAAGGAAGAGAUCAAGGAAUAUUUCAGUGCAGACAUCUAGUCUGUCGAGACAUUUUCUGUCAGCUCAGCAUUGUAACACUUCAUCCGAAGAUUUAGAACCCAAGAAGCCUUCAUUGGUUGAGGAAGACUCUGAUGGAAGUUAUCCACAACUUCGUUUAGAAGGAUUUGGGCCUGAAAAAAUGAAUAAUGUAGCCAGAAAAUUGUCUGGUGAAUUGGCUAAAAAAGGUACUGAUUCAUCUGCCAUUACCCAGAGCCUUAGCAAUAAGCUGGACAUUAGUGACUCUGAUAAACAUCCCAAUAACUCCUAUUUCAAUCUAAGUUAUUCACCUACAUCUUUUGUGGCCAUUGAAAGCAGUAGUGGUAGCAGAUCUGGUAUAGCGAUUAAAAGAGGAGCUUGUACAUUUGACAUAGACAAUAAUUGUACGAAUGAAAAAAAUGAAGUUUCUGAGCUUAUUGGUGAAUCAUCUGACAAGGGUACUGAAGUUAGCAGCAUGUUACCUUUGUCUGAUUUGGGGAUGUCUAAAGUAUGUUUAGCUCUGGAUGAUGGUCAAGUGAAGACAGCUGUCUUCAAGAAGAAACGUAAACCUCACAAGAAGCGAGCUUUACUGGACACUUUAGAAAGCAGUCAACAAAUCCCCUUAAGUACUGGUUGUAAGGGUUCUCCAUUGUGGUCACCAGAUACAUGUUUCAAGGCCAAUGAACAUUUUGUUGUUGUAAAUGGAGAUGAACACUUGCCUUUGGUGAAAAGGGCAAGGGUACGUAUGGAAAAGCCCUUGAAAGAUGAAAGUGAACAGUGUUCAUUGGAUGCUGCAGAGAAGAAUUCAACAGAAGACCAGGGUAACUUUCUAUCUUUGGCCACCUUAUCCAGAGCUGGUGAUGCCCAUAUGUCCAUUAGCUCUACUAUAGGGGAUAAGGAAUCUAGUACCAGUUUGUCAGUGUCAAUGGAUAAUCUAAAACCUAAAGAAAAUGGUGCUUGCUUGCCAUGGAAAGCAAAAAAGUAUCAUUUAAUUGGCUCUGUAGACAAUGAAGCAUCUCUACCACCCUCUAAGCGUCUUCAUCGUGCUUUGGAAGCAAUGUCGGCCAAUGUUGCUGAGGCUGCGGAAACCUCCAUCAAGGUUCAGGGAGUUAAACACCACCAGCAAGCAAGUGAAGUGCACAGUAGUAGUGGAAUUGACAUUGUAGAGAAUAACACUCAUAAUCCAUCUGUAGAUGGUAGUGUUGAUAGUCUUGAGACUCCGAUUGGGUUAAUGUUUCAAAAGCCCCAUGUUCAUGUGAGAUUGAUUACUGAUGCUUCUGAACCCUCAGCAUCUGAGCCACCUGGCUUACCUGUUGAAACAUGCUCCGAAGAAAAACUGCAUGACUAUAAUGUUAAAGGCCAUGAUGGUUCACUGCAUGAGGCUAUCAUGGUGGCAGAUGAUAAAGGUGAAAAAAUUGAAGGGAGUUUUUGUUCUGAUACUCAUGAAACUUGUUCUCUCACAGAAAGCAAGCUUAGUUCUACUUCUGUUCAAGGUGUGUCAGUUGAUUCGUCAUCUCCCAGGCGACAUGGUUCCACAGAUCCUAUGCUGCCAACUGAAAGUGGAUCUGCAUUGACAGUAGAUACUGUGGAAGUGAACAGAUCAUGUGAGAAUUUCAGGAAGGGGCUCUCUGAAAAUACAGAAACUCCCAAAGUGCAUCCAGUUGGACAGUGUCAACCUGAGCAUCCAAUACUUCAGGAGGGAAAUUAUGUUCCAUUGGAAAAGGGCAAUGGAGACUCUUUACAUGUGAUGGCUAGACCCGAGGAGGACAGUUGCACUUCAAGUACAAAACAUGGCAACAGUGUUGUGUCUUUGAAACCUCAGAUAGAGGAGGGUACUGACUUGACUAGUAGAAAUGAAGCUAGAGAUGGACUUGAGCUCACACCAAGAGUAGAAAAUGUCGAUCUAGUUUCAGAAUUGAUUCCUAUGAGGGGUCUGAUUUUUGCUGCUCAAUCAAAAGCAGAAUUGUCACACUCUGGUUCCCUCAAUCGUCAUUCUCCUUUAGCUGAAGAAAGGACUGCUGAUUGUUUUGCAUCUAGCCAAUCUGCACCUGCAUGUGAAGCAUUGCAUCAUAAGGCGUCAGCUAUGCCUGAUGAUGGGAAGCAUCAGUUUUUCAUUAAUAGCCGCAUGAGCCCUGAUGCCAGUUCCCUUCAUACCUUCAAUGUGGAGGACAAACCCAGACCAAGUUGUGCCGAGAAAUCUUUGGAUAGAGCCAUUGAAAAUGCAAAAAGUAGCUCAGUGUUGAAAUCUUUUGAAGCUAUGCUGUUUACAUUAUCAAGGACAAAAGAUAGUAUUGGUCGUGCAACUCGUGUUGCAAUUGAUUGUGCAAAGUAUGGCAUCGCUAAGGAGGUAGUUGAUAUUCUGCUGCGGUAUCUGGAAAGUGAACCAAGUUUACAUCGGAAAGUAGACUUAUUCUUUCUUGUGGAUUCUAUUAUCCAGUGCUCACGGGGUCAAAAAGGUAUCGCUGGUGAAUCUUACUCGUUUGCAGUUCAAGCUGUGCUUCCACGUCUAAUAUCAGCUGCUGUUCCUCCUGGAACUGCUGCACGCGAGAACCACAGACAAUGCUUAAAGGUCUUGAGAUUGUGGCUGGAGCGAAAAACUCUCCCGGAGUCUGUUGUUAGAAAGCAUAUGCAAGAACUUGAAGCUUUGAGUGACAGUUGGAUUCUACCAAGACGAACACUGAGGACAGAGAGGGCACUUAAUGAUCCUCUUAGGGAAAUGGAGGGAAUGCUUGUAGAUGAGUAUGGAAGCAAUACAAGCUUGCAAAUUUCGGGAUUUACCAUGCCUCGCCUGCUUGAGGACGAGGAGGAAAUUAGUGCAACUGAUGGAAAGAGCAUUGCAGCUAUGCCCCCAGUGGAAGCCUGUAAAAGCCUUGAGGAAUCAAAAGAGAUUGCCAAACCUGCUUCAGAAAAGCACCGACAUAUUUUAGAAGAUGUUGACGGAGAAUUAGAAAUGGAAGAUGUUUCACCAUCUUGUGAAACUGAGAUCUCUGCAAGUGAUGUUCCUAGAAGUGAGAACACACUAUCAUCCAUCACUCAGUUUGAUAAGUGCCAUUCUUUGCCAGUAGACCUGCCUCCUCUCCCAGAGGAGAUACCACCAUCUCCUCCUCCCCUGCCUUCUUCUCCUCCACCACCUGCUGUGCAACCAUCGUCUUGUCCUCUACCUCCCCUGCCAGUCCAGUCGUCCAUUUCUCACUGCUUUGUUGAACCUGAGUUACACUGUGCUCACAAAAACCUUGUGUAUGAGCAGAAUUACCAAGGCCAGUUACAACAGCAGUUUGUCCAGCAGCAGGCUGUGGGACAUGCUAGUUCAUCACACUUGGAUGCUGUUCCACAUUCUUGUUCUGGCUCUAUGGAUCCCCAAAUACGAAUGCAAAAUAUUGGUCCUUUCGGAAGUCCUGGGCCUUAUAGUGGCUCACAUUCUGCACUUCUAACCGUGCAGACUGGAAACAACAUCCAGCCAAUCAUUGGUCCACGAUUACCUAACAAGAAUUUCCAUGUGCGCCCACCAACAUGUGCAGUUUCCAAUCAGUUCUCCUUUCUCCACUCUGAGCCACAACAACGGUUUCAGCCAUGGCUAGAGAGCUCUUCUUCCUCUUUUCAAGGUCCGUCUCAGUUAAUGCAUUCAAGACCUAGGGAACAUUUCUCCAAUGAUAUGGGUAGAAUGGAAAAUAUGCAAGACCAGGUGGAUGGAGGGUGUAGAUUUGCUGCAAACAAUCAUGCAGGCCCUCAUAAGACUGAACACAUGUAUAGUCACCCUUCUUCUCACUAUGGGCCUAAUGAGCACCAGAAUCGAUGGCAGUCAUUGCCCCUCGUGGGUAUGGAUUAUCACCAAAAUUCACAAUCUUUUAAUCACCCUCCACUCCAAAGGCAGAUCUCUGGAGUCAGUGGCAACCCUGGACCAAGUGUUUGGAGACCAACCUAGACUCUUGUUGCGUGAAACUGGAAAUACUGGUGCAAGCCAUAUUUCUGAUUCAAGGAAAUUGCAGUAUGGAAAUUCUCUUAAAAGAGCUCCUUUUCUGGCCAAAAUUAUCCAAGGCCGGGAUGUGGUGCUGAAAGUUGACAUGUGCAAUCGACCAUAGUGUAUAUAUUGUACUUUUAGUUGUUCUGCAAAUGCAGAACUCGGGAAGAUAAUAUUGAGGAGAGCAUUUUGAUUAUCGGUGGCUGUUGUGUCCAUUCGUCCAGUUAAUUUGAAAGAUCAGUUUUUAGGACCUUCGAAGCUAAGCAUCAGGGGGUUGUGCUGUCCUGUUAAUUGAUUCCAAAAUCCGCUUCUUUGGACGUUAGGUGCAUAUGUAACCUGUAUAAUUGAAAAUAUGCAAGCUACUUUGCUGACGGCAGACGUCCUUCUCUGAGGCUUCAGUUCUGUUCGAGUCUAGCCAUUUUUUUCUGCUUCUUUUUUGUCCCACCAGCCACUCUGAAAUGCUCGUUGAAGUUCAACUGGGUGCAUGCUGGAUACUUUCUUGCUUUUGUAUAACAGAUCCCCUUGUACAUUCUUUCGAUUAAAAUUUAAUAAAUACUCUGUAAACUAUUGUUCCUUGGAA